Molecule: messenger RNA, 1886 nt
Organism: Canis lupus familiaris (dog)
Lineage: Eukaryota; Metazoa; Chordata; Mammalia; Carnivora; Canidae
Gene: GPS1
Product: G protein pathway suppressor 1
Exons: 14
Coding region: 94-1557 (487 amino acids)
Cellular component (GO): COP9 signalosome
Source: RefSeq, a predicted model, not a curated record
GUCGCCCAGCCCUCCGCGCCCCGGAAGCGCUGCCCCGGAAGCGGUCGGCGCUGCCCCGGAAGCGGUCGGCGCGCCGCGGCGGGGUGGGCGAAGAUGCCGCUGCCGGUUCAGGUGUUUAACUUGCAGGGGGCCGUGGAGCCCAUGCAGAUCGAUGUGGACCCCCAGGAGGACCCGCAGAACGCCCCCGAUGUCAACUACGUGGUGGAGAACCCCACGCUGGACCUGGAGCAGUACGCAGCCAGCUACAGCGGGCUCAUGCGCAUCGAGCGCCUGCAGUUCAUUGCCGACCACUGCCCCCCGCUGCGGGUGGAGGCCCUGAAGAUGGCCCUCUCCUUUGUGCAGAGGACCUUCAACGUGGACAUGUACGAAGAGAUCCACCGCAAGCUCUCGGAGGCCACCAGGGAGCUGCAAAACGCGCCUGACACCAUCCCAGAGAGUGGCGUGGAGCCGCCGCCCCUGGACACGGCCUGGGUCGAGGCGACACGGAAGAAGGCCCUGCUGAAGUUGGAGAAGCUGGACACAGAUCUGAAGAAUUACAAGGGCAACUCCAUCAAGGAAAGCAUCAGGCGUGGCCACGACGACCUGGGUGACCACUAUCUGGACUGUGGGGACCUGAGUAAUGCCCUCAAGUGUUACUCCCGGGCCCGGGACUACUGCACCAGCGCUAAGCACGUCAUCAACAUGUGCCUCAACGUCAUCAAGGUCAGCGUCUACUUGCAGAACUGGUCUCACGUGCUGAGUUACGUCAGCAAGGCCGAGUCCACCCCGGAGAUUGCCGAGCAGCGUGGGGAGCGGGACAGCCAGACCCAGGCGAUCCUCACCAAGCUCAAGUGUGCUGCCGGUCUGGCCGAGCUGGCUGCGCGCAAGUACAAGCAGGCUGCCAAGUGCUUCCUGCUGGCUUCGUUCGAUCACUGUGAUUUCCCCGAGCUGCUUUCCCCCAGCAACGUGGCCGUCUACGGAGGCCUAUGUGCCUUGGCCACCUUUGACCGGCAGGAGCUGCAGCGCAAUGUCAUCUCCAGCAGCUCCUUCAAGUUGUUCUUGGAGCUGGAGCCACAGGUUCGUGACAUUAUCUUCAAAUUCUACGAGUCCAAGUACGCGUCGUGUCUGAAGAUGCUGGAUGAGAUGAAGGACAACCUGCUCUUGGACAUGUACCUGGCCCCCCACGUCAGGACCCUGUACACCCAGAUCCGCAACCGCGCCCUCAUCCAGUAUUUCAGCCCCUAUGUGUCUGCGGACAUGCACAAGAUGGCCACGGCCUUCAACACCACCGUGGCCGCACUGGAGGACGAGCUGACGCAGCUCAUCCUGGAGGGUCUCAUCAACGCGCGCAUCGACUCCCACAGCAAGAUCCUGUAUGCCAGGGACGUGGAUCAGCGCAGCACCACCUUCGAGAAGUCCCUGCUGAUGGGGAAGGAGUUCCAGAGACGUGCCAAAGCGAUGAUCCUGCGGGCGGCCGUGCUUCGCAACCAGAUUCACGUCAAGUCCCCACCCCGAGAAGGGAGCCAGGGGGAGCUGACGCCGGCCAACAGCCAGUCCCGAAUGAGCACCAACAUGUGAGGGUGCUUGUCGGCCUUCAGGGCGGUCUACACUCCCGCGCCCCCACCUUCGGACUCACCCACAGGCUCCCAUCGCUCGUGCGUAUGGCCCUUGUGCAGGUCCCCCCCACCCCCGGGCUUCCACAUCCAGCUUCUUGUGCUCCCUCCACCCUGUUCCCCACGCUGGGGGCCUGGCGAAGGGGGCUGCUGCUCGAGGCCCUUCCUGGGAGGAGAGAGCUGUGGGGCCCACCGUGUGCCCCCCACUCCGAGGCCCAGCCUCCCUGUUGUCGCGUCAUUCAGGGUUGCAGACAAGUUCAGUCUCAGCCCAUUAAAGGGCAGCCUGAGAACACC